Contarinia nasturtii (swede midge) is the source of this 3273-nucleotide messenger RNA. RefSeq names its product torso-like protein (gene tsl). The coding region runs from base 857 to 1897 and encodes 346 amino acids. Lineage: Eukaryota; Metazoa; Arthropoda; Insecta; Diptera; Cecidomyiidae. The transcript has 7 exons. The record is from RefSeq and is a predicted model, not a curated record.
UUUUUAAUUUCAAUUUCGUUUAACGUUGCUUUUUUACAGUCGAUUUUAGUGAAGUGUUGUUGUUUUUUUCAGUUGGCACUGUUGUUGUUAUUUAAGCACAUUGUAAAUUGUAAUUACAUUUUACAGCUGUCUCUUUAGUUGCGCUGUACAACAAACACGUCAUGUGUCCCGUCUUAAGUUAAGAACACAAAUUGAUUUGAUGCGAUCACUUUUGGUUGGUGUUUUGUUGGCACACGUCAAUCUUCUCGGUGACAAAGCGAUGCACAUAUAUAUACAGAAUAACGGGACAUAGAGAGCAGCGCAAGAUUUGUGUGUUUGAAAAGGCAAAAGAAAAAAAUACCAAAGUUUCAAUAAGAUUUAGUGUAAUUUUUCGUGCUGUUUUGAAACUUUUCGAAAUGGAAAUUAAGUUGGCUUGACAAGCAAACGAAAUGGAAAGAAGUGUUUAGUGCCACUCGAUGGAUUAAUUGGUCAGCUUACGCAGUUUGAUAAGAAAAUGAUUGUGAAUCUCAAUGGAAAAUAACACCAUUUACCAGAGCGAUAAACAAUGAUUUAGAACACGGUCGUCGUGGUGCAAAGAAGAGACAAUUGAACAAUUUGGUGUAUGUGUACAUUUGUAAAAAUGGUGAAAAAGAAAAAAACCGCAUCAUUGACUUAAAUCAAGAGUUCAAAAACUUUAAAAACGAGACGCGAGAAUUCAAGUCAUAAAAAUAUCCAAGAAAACUUUUUUUUAUUGCUUUGUGAAUUGUGUUUUGGGUCAUUGUGCUUUUUUAGAAACCUUAAGCUCAGAUUCGCUGAAUGCGCGACCGUAAUGCGAUAGUGCGGAAAUACAACGAAAAACGACGAAGAAAAACAAAAGAUGACUUUGCUUUAUAAAAUUAUUGGAUUCUGCACGUUGUUCUUGCUGAUCAAUAACUUGUGCAUGGGCAAAAUUGAAUCACGAUUACGCGUCGGUAAAACCAUUAACGUUUUUGUUCGUUAUGGCUAUUUGGGCAUUUCAAUGAAAGUGAUUUCAUACAACGACACCGAACGAUGGCUAUUCAAAGAGCCAACAUACAAUGUAUUUCGAGGUAUCGAUCAAUUAGUGGAAGCAACGGAAGAGAAUACACCGGGCACUUUUAAUGGGGAUUUUCAUAUGGAAUUUUGCGAUAAUAAAAAACAAUUAUUUCAAGCAUAUUUUCGCGAUUUCACCAUUGAACGACUUGAAUAUCCAUGGCAAGCUUUCACCGGUGGAUGGCAACCAGAAGUGGCCGCCCGUAAAUUGGGUAUAAAUUCGUCAUUCAUCAAAGGUGACUAUUGUUAUGUAUUAGUGCGUGUAUCACGAUUUCGCGAAACCGCACGUCUAGCAAAGCCGAUACCACCAAAUCAAAUGCUACACGAAGAUGUAUCGGAGAAAAUAGAAAAUAUGACACCAGGCAAUCAAACGGAAACCGUCCAGUUUAUGUCAAGCUUCGGGACCCACUAUAUAAAUUCUUAUGUUACGGGUAAUUCAUUAUAUCAGGUGUUUGUGUAUUCAAAGCAAAACUACCAGCAUAUCAAAGAUCGUUUAAAAACGCGAGGCGUUGCGGCGUUAUCUCGACUUGAUUUGUACAAUUAUUUUGCACCGUGGUAUGCUGAACAUUUGGGGCAAAUUCGUGCGGCGAGCGGCAAUAGCACGAUUGAAGCAUGGGCACAUCGUAAACUACGUCUAUCAUAUUAUAUAUUUACUUAUGUAAGUCUAUUGAAAUUGCAUGGCAAUGGCAAUCUAUUGCGCCAAUUAGACAAUCUAUUGGGUAAUGAGGCGAUCUUGUCUUUGGAUUUAAAAGCGUUAACAACACUAUUCAAAGAGCCGAAAAAACGAGAAUGGUUCCAAGAAAUCAUUGACAAUUAUCUUAAACUAUGGGAAAUCAAUAUGUUUUAAAAUCGAUCGACAAUACCAUUGUGUGCAAUGAGGACUCUUUGCACAUUCCUGAUUUAUGUUUUGGUAAAAUUUCAAUUGACACACCGUUGACACACAGCCCAAUGGUGUCUGUAACCAAAAACACUGACACGCCUGCGAUGCGUACACGGAAGAAGCGCGUUGGUGUUUUUGGUUACCAAAUUUAUACCAUUUUCAGGCUGUCCUUUGGCAAUGUCGAACACACGAUAAACGCUAAUUUAUGAAGUUUAUUGUUGAAUACAAUGGAGAGAAGUUGUUUUGGUUGUUAAGAAAAAAUGAUGCGCAACUUCAAAAAGAAUAUCUGAAUCUCGGUCGAUUGAAAUACCGUUUCGAGCAAAAAAAAAAACAAAGUCGUUCAAAAACCUCUAGCACACUAUUAUUUAUUGUAUUUUUAGAAUGUGAUUCAGAAUUCUUUGCUGAGUAUUUAUAUGUAGCAUGCGAUUUUAAAUUACCUUCAAAGUAUCUUAAUUGAUGAAUUACGCGUAACAGAAUAGUUGUUAGUUGAAAGCAUCCGUUUGUUGUAGUCGCACAUUGCAAUCGUAUUCAUUGAAUUCAGUAUCAUUUGGAUCAUGCGAUUCAAUGAUUUUUGUGUUAAUUAUUUUGAGUUUGAAAAUUUAAUUAAAUCCACAUAUUACCAUAUACAAUUAUACAUCCUAAAUCGACUACAAGGAAUAUUGUGUGUCUUGUUUUUUUUUUGUUGCUGCUUACUAAUGCGCAUCAGUUUGCAGCCAGCCAGACAUCACAAUUAUAUUUGUGACAUUUUGACAUUUAAUUCUCUCUCCCGCUAUUCUUUUUCUCCACUAUUGACAAUACAAUCUAGAUAUAAUGAAACAAUCGAUGAAAUUCGAAAAACAACAACAACAAUCAACAACAUAUCGUUAUCGUGGGUCAUAUGAUUCAAUCCGCAAUACUAUAAUAUCAAUUUACAUUUUAAAAAAGACUGAAAUGAAACCCAAUCACACAAAAAAUGAAGAAAAAAAAAAUCCAACGAAACUCAAGUCAUUCAGCAAAAAAAAAGAUGAAAGAGAAUCCGUAAGCAAAUAAAGGAAAAUGAAAUGUGGCUUUUGUUAUUUACUGUGAUAAUAAAAAAAAUAAUUAUAGGCGUAUAAAUAGAUUAAUUACUUCUUUGAAUUAGAUGUUCUAUUGUUAAUUUGAAAUACAACACAUCAUGAUGAUGCAUGCAUUCAGUGUUAGAUGUCACAACGAUUCACGCUAUAUGCAAAUUAUAUUAUCAAAUAUUAUUUAAACAAUAAAUAAAAGAAAUUAAUUGAGAAAAUAAAAUCAUUAUACAAACAGUGCGUGCAAAUUGUGAAGAUAGUUUUGUUUUCAAAAAUUAAAAUUGCGAAUAAACAAACUGG